This is a messenger RNA of Pseudoliparis swirei, 261 nucleotides long. RefSeq names its product histone H2B type 1-L. Gene Ontology annotation, cellular component: nucleosome. The transcript has a single exon. Bases 45 to 248 code for a protein of 67 amino acids. Lineage: Eukaryota; Metazoa; Chordata; Actinopteri; Perciformes; Liparidae. Gene Ontology annotation, molecular function: protein heterodimerization activity; structural constituent of chromatin; DNA binding. The record is from RefSeq and is a predicted model, not a curated record.
CGCGCCAUCUAAAGGUGGGCGAUACCGGCAUCUCCUCCAAGGCCAUGGGCAUCAUGAACUGCUUCGUGAACGACAUCUUUGAGCGCAUCGCCUGUGAGGCCGCUCGUCUGGCUCACUACAACAAGCGCUCCACCAUCACUUCCAGGGAGAUCCAGACCGCUGUCCGCCUGCUGCUGCCCGGCGAGCUGGCGAAGCACGCGGUGUCUGAGGGAACCAAGGCCGUGACCAAGUACACCAGCUCCAAGUAAACCUGCUGGAGAC